Molecule: messenger RNA, 1446 nt
Organism: Candida tropicalis MYA-3404
Lineage: Eukaryota; Fungi; Ascomycota; Pichiomycetes; Serinales; Debaryomycetaceae
Exons: 1
Coding region: 1-1446 (481 amino acids)
Biological process (GO): septin ring assembly; endoplasmic reticulum inheritance
Cellular component (GO): cortical endoplasmic reticulum; perinuclear endoplasmic reticulum; endoplasmic reticulum membrane
Source: RefSeq, a predicted model, not a curated record
AUGUCACUAUUCAGAACAAUAUCACGAUCAGUCAGAGGUAUAUUCUCCACAGUUUAUCUAGGUCUAAUCAUCUUAACCAUCCCUCUUGCAUUCGAUGUAGGAGGUGUGUACUGUGGUUUAGCAUUCUCAUUGACAACAUUAGUGACUUAUUUUAUACUUACAACAAUUAGAAUAGCGGUUAGAAGAACUCGCUACUUUCAAUGGAUUUCAAUUAUUUAUUAUUGUCAACAUUUCUUUAUACCUAGUUUGUUGACUUAUUUUUUAAGUUAUUAUAGUAAUGGCGUGACACCAAAUGAAUCCAAAUAUAAUCCAAUCAUGAUCUGGAAACUAAUCUUGAUCAAUUCCACUCCAUUGUUUACUAUUUUAGAAGGAUUCUGUUCGUUAUUGUUAAUUCAAGCAGUUGGACAAACAGUCAAUUGGUUGACACUUUAUAAAUCAGAUUCGUGGUUGAUCUUGUCCCUUAUUGGAAGUGGAUCGGUGAUAACUGCCUCAUUUUAUUUCUUGUAUCGAAUUUAUGUUUUGCCAUUUGCAAUUGAUAUGUUUAGUGCUUCAUUGUUGGGAUCGUUACUCACAACAACUUUGGGGUUAGGAUUAUUUGGUAUAGUAAGUGGUAAAGGGUCCAUGAUUGAAUCGUCAUUGUUAUUUGCUUAUAUUGUCAAGUGUAUUUAUGAGACGUUCCCAAUAUUAUCUGAAGGAGCUUCACAAGCAUUAACAAACUUGUUCAAUUUAACUACUCAAAACUUGAAGAAGGAAAUUCCAAAAAUCCCACCAUCUAUUCUCAAUCCAAUUUCGGAAGUUGUUCCAUUCUUGGCUUCAACUUUACCAAGUUCAUUCAAAGGGGUUUGGAAGUUUUUAAUUAUGGCAAUUCAAACUUUAACUUUACCUUUAUUAUUAAAUUUGGCCUACAGAAUUGGAGUCUUUUAUGCAGCAACAAAGAUUAUUCCAAGUUUAUACCAAUCAAUUUCUUACCCAUCAGUGACACCACCAAAGACACCCCAAACAUCAUCACGCCAACCAUCAAGUGUUUCAUUAUCACAUUUAACUGAUCCAAAAUCACCUACAUCAUCAUCAGUUUCAAGUAUAUCAUCUUCUAAACCAAAUUUGAGAUCUAAAAAAUCAUUCCGUCUCAAACCACCACAUCAUCAACCACCUUCAGUAAUAAUACGACUCAUAUAUGCCUAUGCUCCAAUUUUGAUAAUAGCUGUGUAUACUCAUUUAAUGCUAUCAUAUAAUGGUGAAUUAGGUACAGAAUUACAGCUCUGGCCAAUUUGGAAUAGUACCACUAGUAAUAGUCAGGAUAAUUUCCAAAUAAUUGUACAUCCAUGGCAAUUUUGGAAUUGGAUUAAUAUGGGUACUACAUUAAUUCUAUAUGCUGCUGAAUUACUGAGUAACGACAACUCUUCAGGAGGUGGUAAUAGUUUAACUAGUCAUUGGAAAGUAGAGUAA